AUGGGUGGGUCUGUACAACAGGGUUUAAAACCCAACAGAUUUUGGUCCUGUAGCAAAAUAAGAACACAACGAUCUCUAGUACUGGAAGAUGUCACCCAUGGCAUUGAGGAAACUGCUGCAGAAUGCCAAAGGCUGGGAGCCACAGUUCAUACCUUUGUGGUUGACUGCAGUAAGAGGGAGGAGAUUUACAGGGCUGCAGAGAAGGUGAAAAAGGAGAUUGGUGACAUUAGCAUCUUGGUGAAUAAUGCUGGCGUAAUUACACCUGCAGAUCUGCUUUCCACACAGGACCAUCAGAUAGAACAAACAUUUGCAGUCAACAUUCUUGCUCAUUUCUGGACAACAAAAGCAUUUCUUCCAACAAUGAUGAAGAAUAACCAUGGCCAUAUUGUUACAGUUUCUUCAGCAGCGGGUCACACGCCAGCUUCUUUCAUGUUGUCUUAUUGUUCAAGCAAGUUUGCUGCAGUUGGAUUUCAUAAAGCUCUUACACAAGAACUGUCUGCAUUAGGAAAAGAUGGAAUAAAAACUACAUGCCUUUGUCCUAUUUUUAUCAACACUGGCUUUGUCAAAAAUCCAAAAAUGAGAUUAACACCUAUUUUGGAGCCAGACAUGGUUGCUAAAAAACUCCUAGAGGGGAUACUGAUCAAUCAGAAAAUGAUUUUUGUUCCAUCAUCUUUGAACAUCUUCCUAUUCAUGGAAAAAAUUCUUCCAGAACGUGCCUUAGCAGCUUGGAAUAAGCUACAGUCAAUUCAAUUUGAUAAAGUUGUUAGAUACAGAAACAAGGAAUGACAUGCUAAUACGUUUCCCCUCUAUAAUUGCUUGGCUGCAGUUAUACAGUGUUUUGAAUGAUUCACAACAAAAAAGUUAUGUGGGAAGGCUUUCUAGCAGCCUUCCCACAACACUACCGCCUGACAACGGCCAGGUCUAUACUAGGAAUAUUGGGGAUUUUACUGUAUUGUCUUGGGGAUUUUAUUGUCUUGCAUAAUUAAUGUAUUAGGAUACCUAGAGAUUUGGAAUAGCAUCUUUAUCAUUUUAAAACUACAUAAAUAACCAGAUAAUAUACAAAAUUCAUAUCUACGCUUCAACAGUCUGCAUGGGGAAGAAGAAAACUGGAGUCCUUCCAACUGAAUGUUACUUAAUUUUUUUUUGGUACUCUGAUACCUUAAAUCAUUAUUAGCACAUUUGUAAUAUUUAAACAGGUUGGUUAAAAUGUCUUAAAUCUGAAGGUAUUCCUUACUAAAUCAUACAGUAUCUAUAUGCUAAGUUUUCUUCUCUCUCGAGGUCUUGUUAAUAUGGAAUUACAGUGGUUAUCAGAUUUACUCAAAUCCAAGAUGAUUUUUCCUUCCCCAUCAAUAUGGAGGGGGACAAAAGCCUCAUCUUAGAUUUGAGUACUGGCUUGGGGCAGGAGGCUGCUGCAGCCCCAGUUCCAGACCCAGAGCUGAGGGGUGGGAGGCAUGUGGGUGAUAUUGUAUUCUAGGGGGGAAGUGGAAGACUGGGGGAGACCAGUUGUUUGAGACUUGUGGGAAGAAUGUGUAGGAGACUGUGCAGCGUGCUGCUGCUUCUUUUGCUGGAUGAGGCUGAAGGUAAGUGAAGACUGGGAGGCAACAGGGUUGGGGGCAGGAAAGGGAUGUGGGAGGGACAAGGGCAGGGUGAGGGUGAGUCAGGCACCAGGGACAGGCAGCAGAGGAGGAAGGCACAGGCAUGGAAGGGGUAGUGGGGCAUGUGGCAAGAGGGACAAGCAGCAGGGGUUAGGUACAGAUAUGGGGAAAGGGGGCAAGGGAUGGCAGGAUUGGUGGAAACUCUGCUUCCAAACCAAAAAAUUCUGAAUAACUUUUUGGAAUAUUAAAGUGCAAGUUCUGUGUGAACAAAUUAGGAAUGAAUCAGAAAUUAAUAGAAGAUAGUGAGAUCUGUAUUAUAAAAAGUUCUGAAGAAGAAGAGGGGAGUAAAUUAUGAUAUAGAGAUGAAGAAACACAAAAGCUUAACAUCAACUAGAACAUUAACGAACUGUCAAAGACUGAAAGGAAGAGAAAAAACACAAGCCUGUGGACACUGAUUUGAAUUAGGGAAGCACUGAUAACAGAAGUUAAAUAUCUGUCUCUAUGUAUGUUUUGGGGGGUAGCUUUAAAUGUUACAUUUGUUUUCUGAUAGGUUGAUUCAUUAAUAAAUCAAGUUAAAGAAAAACCCACAAAACUGUCAUAGUAAGAUCUAACCAUCUCUGCAUCUCAUGUGCCCAGUGGUCACUGUAGUAGCCAUAUAUCCAUUCUAUUUACUUAUUAGCAGGGAUCCUGGUUUUCCCUGAUUAAAAAUAAAAAAUUCUCUGCUAAAAAACCCAAAAUCUGUGAUUAAAAUUAA
This is a messenger RNA of Alligator sinensis (Chinese alligator), 2349 nucleotides long. Its product is annotated as estradiol 17-beta-dehydrogenase 11. Gene Ontology annotation, molecular function: oxidoreductase activity, acting on the CH-OH group of donors, NAD or NADP as acceptor. Gene Ontology annotation, cellular component: lipid droplet. NCBI's taxonomy places the organism in Eukaryota, Metazoa, Chordata, Crocodylia, Alligatoridae. The record is from RefSeq and is a predicted model, not a curated record. The transcript has 7 exons. The coding region runs from base 1 to 786 and encodes 261 amino acids.